Messenger RNA from Acanthosepion pharaonis, 729 nucleotides. The record is from the annotation of a GenBank genome assembly. NCBI's taxonomy places the organism in Eukaryota, Metazoa, Mollusca, Cephalopoda, Sepiida, Sepiidae.
AUGCUCUUCUUCUUCUUCUUUAUUUCUAUCUUUCUUUUCUUUUCUUUCUUUCUGUCUUUAUUUUUUUUCCAACGAUUUUGCUUCUUCUUUUUCUUCUCUAUCCUUUUUUUUCUUCGUUUCCUUUCUCAUCACACUUUAAAACAUAUUCUUCUUCUUUUUCUUCUUCUUCUUCUUCUUCUAAACUGUGGUUUCUUUCUUUCUUUUUCACAAUUUUUUUUCCUUCUAUUUUUACUCUUUACAUUUUUGCUUUUUUUUCUUCAUUUUCGUCCAUGUAGUCCACCUCCUCCUUUUAAUUAUUUCUCUUUUUUAUCUUUUAAUUUUCCCUUUCAUUUAUUUUUUCUUCGAUAUCUCUCGUCUCUUUCAUUUAUUUUCAAACUUCUUUAUUUUUUUCUGCGUUCUCUCCUACUCCAUGUAAUUUUUUAUCAUCACCCUCUCUCUCUCUCUCUCUCCCCUCUCUAUCUCUCUCCUUCUCUUUCUCCCUCUCUCUCUUAUUCAUUGUCGUCUAUCUGGCCUUUAUAUACCACGCAUAGAACGUUUGUCUUUUUAUCUUCUCUUUAUCAACACUAUUUCCUUUUCUUAGCUUUUUUUCCUCUCUCCCCUUCCUUUACAACUUCUGUCUCUAUCUCUUCCUCUGACUCCUUUUUAUCUUUUUCUUUCUUUUAUCAUCACCUUCUCCCUCUUUUCUUUCUUCUUUCUUUACCUUCUUUAUUCGUCUCUUCCAUUCUAUAA